AUGGGCAAAAUCACGUUUUACUGCACAAUCUGUGCAGGCCCACUAUACGAAUGUGGGCUACGUAAGGCCUCAACAGCGCAACCUGGCGACGACGAAAAUAGUUUGUUUGAGGAUGACUGUGAAUGCUCGGGCCAGAGUGACGACGAAGAAGACCCCCUCAAACAUUCGCGGUAUUGCCCGUAUAGGGAGGGGUAUUGGGGUGACAUUCUGUCUGAGCGUGAUAUAGCUUGGCUUGCAGGAGUCCGGAUGCUACGCAUGCGAGGAGAAUACGAGCGAAACGAAGAUGAAUCUGAAUUGCCACAUGAAGACCACGGUUCUUGCUACCUGACACCGAUUGGCGAGUAUGACUCUUGGUUCGCCUUCUCGCUCCCUGGAACAAAUGAGAGCCUUUGGCCGAACCAAGAUGGGUUCGUGGUGCAUGAUGCGUGCUGGCAGCUGCUGCAGCUAGUGCACAAAGCUACAAAGCCGAGUCAACGACCGUUAGAUCUCCGUCGAAUCUAUCUUACCAUGAUGGCUCGUGUGAAAGACUGCAACGAUGUAUAUCUUGAGUGGCGUGACCCACGAUUAUAUGGCGGUACUACCGAGUUUACAAUGCAGGAGUGGGAGGCCCUCCCUGGUUAUGAGUGGCUGGUUGCAGACCCGUUAAAGGACAUUGAUUUUUUAGAGCUCGUUGAGAAAGCUACAUUGGUGGAGUCUAGAUCUCAGAAUCAGAAUGUAGCGAGAACCUCGAUACCCGCCGAUCCAUUUGCAAAACUUCCCAUCGAAGUGCGAUACAUGAUACUGGAACUAUUACCAUCAGAGUCAGUUCUCAAUCUCUUUUUAAGCAGUCACUCGUUUCGUGAGGCUUCUACGUGCCUACCCGGCGCUUUCUGGAGAUCUCGGAUCUAUACCGACACUCCAUGGAUUGAGGGAACAUCACUUUUUGAGACGGUGUCGAACCUAGACGAAAAGGUGGACUAUAAAACGCUCUUAUGCCUUCUCAAAGAAACCAGUGCCAGUCUCCCAGGAGGCAGGAACUCCCGAUAUGAAACCAAUCUGUCGUUAAAGAACCGCCGACGUAUCUGGACCUGCUGCGAAGGUAUCCUGGAUAUCCUGAGCCGCCGAACAAAAGAGUCCGGAUCCGUCUCGAGCGAACUGGAGUCCAUCACCAACUCUCAGGUUGGGCGUAUCCGCCACACAACCGGCAUGGAGAAUAGUACACUAAUAGAGAGCGAGACCUACUUUCGCCCAACCAUUUUAGAUCCACCGCUUCUCAGCAGCUUGACGGUGUACUUUUCAAAACAAAUGUCGAUUAUCGGAAUCGAGUGGCACUUAGAAGGUGAGGAAUCUGGUCGCCUCUUCGGGAAGAGGGCCACGGGCAUGCAGAGCAUUGCACUUCCCCCGGAUCUUCUCGUCACCGGUAUUGUGCUGUCACUGGGGCCUGAGUCGUUGAAAGAUUCGGACCGAAUGGCCUAUGGGUUGGGCAUCUUGUCUAUGGACAGCGUCGAUGAACCACGAAUUAAACUGGGGAGAUGGACGGAAAAUGAUAUCGUCAAAGUCUUCCGCCCUGCAGAGAACCAGCCCGCCGCAGCCGUCGUCGGCAUCACCGGCCAAUAUAGCGACAUUGGGAUAACAAAACUCGGCAUAUUAAUUGCCAAUAUGGAUAACUAG
Messenger RNA from Aspergillus puulaauensis, 1650 nucleotides. RefSeq lists its product as uncharacterized. Gene Ontology annotation, molecular function: protein binding. NCBI's taxonomy places the organism in Eukaryota, Fungi, Ascomycota, Eurotiomycetes, Eurotiales, Aspergillaceae. The record is from RefSeq and is a predicted model, not a curated record. Bases 1 to 1650 code for a protein of 549 amino acids. The transcript is spliced from 5 exons.